AGUUAUCUUUCAUAUGGAAAGGCGCACAAAAGAAUUGCCAACGGUAGUACGCACGGGUCUGUUCGCAAGUUCUGGAGUGGCGGUGGCGUGCGCGCUGCAGCCGCUGGAUGUGGUGAAGAUCCGGCUGCAGACGGGCAUGGGUGGCUACCGGGGGGCGGCGCACUGCGCCUACUCCAUCGUCGCCCACGAGGGCCUCACCGGGCUCUACGCGGGCACCAGCGCCGCCCUGCUGCGGCACGCCAUCCACGCUGUUGGCUGGGUCUCCGCGCACUCCAUCUUCAUCAGCACUCUCACGAACCAGCGGCCGAUCGGCGCCGCGCAGCGCCUGCUGAGCGGCCGGGGCUCGAUGGCCAGUAUGAUGGGCUUCCACCUGCAGGUGAACUGGCCCGACACGCUGCACGAGCACGGCGUGCUCAGGGGCUUCUGCUACGGGGCCAUCGUCGGCGUCGUGGCGGCGAUCAUGUCCAACCCCGCCGAGGUGGCGAUGGUGCGGAUGGCGACGGAUGGAAUGCUGCGAAAAUCGAAGCGCCACCACUACCGCCACGUGAUGGACGCGAUGCGGCGUAUACGGCACGAGGAUGGCCUGCGGGCGCUGUGGUCCGGCUCUCUCCACAGCGUGGUGCGCACCGUGCUCAGCCUCGGUGUCUCCAUGCCCUUCUAUGCCGGCAUGCGCUCCUCACUCAUCGCCUCUGUGACCCGAGAGCGCUAA
This is a messenger RNA of Schistocerca gregaria, 709 nucleotides long. Its product is annotated as mitochondrial 2-oxoglutarate/malate carrier protein-like. Lineage: Eukaryota; Metazoa; Arthropoda; Insecta; Orthoptera; Acrididae. The transcript is spliced from 5 exons. The coding region runs from base 14 to 709 and encodes 231 amino acids. Gene Ontology annotation, biological process: malate transmembrane transport; thiosulfate transport; phosphate ion transmembrane transport. Gene Ontology annotation, molecular function: antiporter activity; sulfate transmembrane transporter activity; succinate transmembrane transporter activity. The record is from RefSeq and is a predicted model, not a curated record.